Didymodactylos carnosus is the source of this 561-nucleotide messenger RNA. Lineage: Eukaryota; Metazoa; Rotifera; Eurotatoria; Philodinida; Philodinidae. The record is from the annotation of a GenBank genome assembly.
CUUAUAUUAUUUACAAAACAAAAUGCACCGUUAACAUUAAAUAUUGAUUUCGAUAUAGUUCGCGAUCAAUAUCAGUUAUGGAAAACAAGUUUUCUACAUGAAAUUCAAGACAAAAAUAUGAGGGAUUUAUGGAUGAGAAAGGAUAAAGUAGUGUCUACACUCGUCAUGAAAACUUAUUUUAUAUCUGAAAUAUUAGCAAACAAAAUCGAAGAAUUUUUGUAUUUUUAUUCUUUAAUGAUUCUCAAAGUUAGAAGCGAAGCAGUUUGUGAAUGUGCAGCUUCAGUAAUGAAGAUCCAUAUCCAUCAAAAUCGAGCGUUAGAUCAUGACUCAUUGAACGAUGAAGUUUUAAUCCAUUGGAAUGCUCCACCUCUCCACUUAGCAACGCAAUUUAUCGAAGAAUCAUUAGAUCUUUAUUUUAACCGUCUUCAAGAUAAGCAUUGGCUCUUUUUUAAGAAAACAGAAAUGUAUCGUGUCUGGAGUUUAGUACGUCCUGGCUCUGUUGUGUUGCAUCGUCUCCGACAACAACAAACCGUUCGUCUUCCUUCACCACAAUCUAUUUGA